This is a messenger RNA of Xyrauchen texanus (razorback sucker), 2651 nucleotides long. RefSeq names its product homeobox protein aristaless-like 4. The coding region runs from base 332 to 1405 and encodes 357 amino acids. The transcript is spliced from 4 exons. Gene Ontology annotation, molecular function: RNA polymerase II transcription regulatory region sequence-specific DNA binding; DNA-binding transcription activator activity, RNA polymerase II-specific. NCBI's taxonomy places the organism in Eukaryota, Metazoa, Chordata, Actinopteri, Cypriniformes, Catostomidae. The record is from RefSeq and is a predicted model, not a curated record. Gene Ontology annotation, biological process: regulation of transcription by RNA polymerase II.
UCUGGGCUGCAUAUUCAGAAGACGCGUUAUUUUUUGUUACUCCUCUAACCUUACGGGUGCUUUUUAGCAUUUGCUUAGCUAUCCUUUUCUGGAAAACAUCUGAAUCCUUUUUUUUAUAACCAAACCCAGCUGCCGCGCAAGUCUGUGUGUGUGUGUGCGUGUGUGUGCGUGUGUAUUCGUUUGCAUCAGGAAGAGGGAGAGAGUGUGAGAGUGUCUGUUCACUUUACUCUCCAGAAAGGAAAGAGAGAAAAAAGUCUAGACGUCUUUUUCGUCUCCAAACUUUUUUUUUUUUGUAGGAUUGAACGCCGAGACGUGCGUUUCAUUCUGCGAGAUGACAUCCAUGGAUUCAUAUUAUAGCCCAUCUGCACCGCAAGGUAGGGAUCACCAAGCGAAUCCGUUCACGACAUUCCAGGCGAGUGACACCAAAUACAGCCCCGCUUUCUUGACCAACAAAGGUCAGACGUACGGGGAAAAAUCUCGGAGCACGUUCCAGCAAGAAUGCCAGUCAUUGGAUGCCACUGCUGAGGAAGGCACCUUUAACAAAUACCACCUCUUCAUGCAAAGGUCCUCCUGCAAAACUCCCCCAGACAGCAGCAAACUCCAACAGGGAAGUGGACACAGCGGAGGGCUCAUCGCUUGUUAUGGUAAAGACAGCACAGGGCUGACAGAUUCUGAAUUGACCCCAAACAGUGAUCCCACAGGAAUGGAUGGCAGCUACCUCAGCGUAAAGGAGUCAGGAGUGAAGAGCCCCCAGGAGCUGCCAAAUUCAGAACUGGCCUCUCCACUGGAUAAGGGUGAAGGAGAGAGCAACAAGGGCAAGAAACGGCGCAACCGUACCACCUUCACAAGCUAUCAGCUAGAGGAGCUGGAGAAAGUUUUCCAGAAAACACACUACCCUGAUGUGUAUGCCCGAGAACAACUCGCACUGAGGACUGACCUGACAGAAGCUCGAGUCCAGGUGUGGUUCCAAAAUCGCAGAGCCAAGUGGCGGAAGAGGGAACGCUUUGGACAAAUGCAGCAGGUCCGAACACAUUUUUCCACCGCCUAUGAACUGCCCCUUCUCACUCGACCUGAGAGCUACGCUCAGAUUCAGAACCCUUCCUGGAUAGGCAGCAGCAGUGCAGCAUCCCCAGUGCCAGGCUGUGUCGUACCUUGUGACUCUGUCACUUCUUGCAUGCCGCCGCAUCCACACGCUGCAAGUGGAAUGUCUGACUUUUUGGGAGUGCAGAGUCCUGGAGGUCACAUGGGACAGACACACAUGGGCAGCUUGUUUGGGAAUCCAGGCAUGAGCACUGGUAUUAAUGGGUAUGAAUUAAACAUGGACCCUGACCGAAAGUCCUCAAGCAUUGCAACGCUGCGAAUGAAAGCUAAGGAACACAGCGCAGCCAUCUCUUGGGCUACAUGACUCCCCACAACAUCAGGAUAUUAGCUCCCUUGACAAAUAAACAGAGAAGAGAACAUGAGCAAAUGUGAACAUCAGUUAACCACCAAGGCAUGAUACAAAGCAUGACCUGGGGACAAGGUGUGUGUGGACUGAGAAAUAAUAAAGAAACUAUGUGAAAUUCAUUUAAAUUUGAGGUCAAGAGAGACAAUCAGAAACGGGGGAAAUUCAGAGAUGCUCAUAAAAUUGAGAACAUCUGGCUUUAAAACAAGAAAGACAAGAAAACAAACCUGACAUUUAAAUGCAUACAAAAUAAUUUUAAAAAUAAAUGAAGAAACAAAUAGAAACACAAAAUAUAAACCCUGCACUUAUCUGCUGAACACUAGAGUCCAAUUUGUAAACAUGCAAAUUUAUCUCAUCUAUUACCAAUCUGGAUUUAUUUUCAUUCGCAGUAUAAAUCAAAACCUGUUGAAUUCUUGUUCUGUCACAUAUUCCUUUUCCAAAUAUGCCAUCUCUGCCAAGACAGUUUCAAGGGAUGUAGUUUCUGACAGUGAAGAAUUUUCCCAGGUUUAUUUUUUUAAAAACCAUAUUGAAUUGAACCAUAAACGAAUACAAUUGAUGAAGCAGGACAAUGGUACAUCUUCAUUGCAUCUUAAGGAGCAUCUCAUCACCCUCCCUAGGGACAUUCUGAAAAAGUGACAACAUGUCAAUGCUUUUCAAUUACUUGCAUUUCAACACAAGUAAAGCUAAUCCUUGCUAUUAAUGUAGGGAUUGGGUCUUAUCGACCAGAUAAGAUUGGGUCUUAUCGACCAGAGCAACAGACUAAUUUUCAGAGCCUGGAGUAGCUUUCCAAGUGCAGAAUCAUGAGUCUUCACAUUCUCCCUUUGGCCUUUAAGAGGUUACUGAGAAGGUGAAUUGACUAGUGUUCCGGUGUUCUGGGAAAGGACAAUCCACACAGCUGUGCGCAGGGUAAAUGCAAAACAAACAUGCCUUGCACAUGCUUCCCUUCAGCUGUCAUGGCUCCUCUUUCAAAGUCCCAUGCUGAAAAGGGUCUGGCCCUCUACCAUAGCCAAACCAUUGGACCUCAGUGACUCAGAGUCCAUACACACCCGUGCUCUCAGGCAGUCUUUUUAAUUAACACCAAGACAUCUGUGGACAGGGAUUCUGUGACAGAACUGAUCAGCCUGUGCUUCGUGUUAGCCUAUCUUUAACUAUGAAGCCAGGAGGGGAGUUGAUAAAGUCUAGGUUAACACAACCAUAGUUCGAGUUA